Molecule: messenger RNA, 3114 nt
Organism: Kalmanozyma brasiliensis GHG001
Lineage: Eukaryota; Fungi; Basidiomycota; Ustilaginomycetes; Ustilaginales
Product: Zinc finger, ZZ-type
Exons: 1
Coding region: 1-3114 (1037 amino acids)
Biological process (GO): positive regulation of DNA-templated transcription
Cellular component (GO): SWI/SNF complex
Molecular function (GO): zinc ion binding; histone binding; DNA binding
Source: RefSeq, a predicted model, not a curated record
AUGUCGACGCUCAACCUCACGGGUCACCCCGACCCUCAGCUGCGCACGGAUCCGCUCUUGCUGCAGGCACUCGAGUCCUACGUCGAGCCCAUCAAGAGCGCGCUCGCUCAGCAGGGCGUCGAUGCCAGCGCCAUCCCUUCGAAAUCCGGGUUGCUCUCCGCGUCCGACCUCGCAGACCUCUCCUACGAAUUGCAGGCCUUCCAGGAGGAGUCGCUCGGUGUCAACGCGCCUCGUCCCGCCGACCCUUCCGCAUCCACGACACAAGCGCGACACCCCGUCCGCAUCCCCGCAGAGCUCUUCCUUCCGACUUCAUCCCAGCAGAGCACCUCGACCGUCGCGCCCGAGUCCAGCCAUCUUCGUCUGCUGCUGCAGGAGGCGCUUGCAUAUCUCGCAACCAAGGGCAAAACCACCUGGAACUUCUCUGAUCCCACCCAAAAGGCCGACAACGUUCAGCUCGUCGCACACGUCCGUCAGCAGCUGUCCCAAGCAGGAGCUUUGGAGCGCCCAAUCAUUGCAGCUUCGCCAUCCAUCACCGAGGCAGAGGCAUCCUCACUCAAGCAGAUGGCCGAACAGCUCGAGUGCAAGUGGUCCGAUGAUGUUGCGUCCGCAUCUCAUGUUCUCUACCCUUCCGAGGUCACACCCCCGUCCUCACCCAAGGUCGGCGAGUCUUCAUCCAGCUCGGAAGAGUACUUCAGGACCAUCGCAUCGAGAUCAGGCCGUGCUCUCAUCCACGUCUGGUACCGACCCGACUCGUAUGACACCUGGCUGCCUGCUGCCGACUUUGCUGAUCCCGACCCGGCGCCCGAGAAGCGUCUGCCCUGGAAGUUGGGCGCCAAGUGGCUGCGUGACAGUGUUCGAUUCAACGAGCUCAUGAACGCAGAAGACUACGAGCAGGAAGAUGCGCUCGAGGCUGCCACUGAUGCUGCUGACGCGGAAGGUGUUUCUGCUGUUGCUGGCAAGGGUAAGAAGCGCGGGCUGCCUGAGGAGAUCGCUGACGCUUCUUCGGCUUCGGCUGCUGCAGAGUCGAUGGGCAAGCGAAUCAAGCUGCUUGUCGCUGCUCGUCCCGUCGGUGCCAUCCCCAUCGACCUUUCGGGCGCGCAGCCUAUCCCCGGCAAAAAGUACGAAAACGAGCCUGUGCCCAGCGGUGUGCUUGGCAACCUGCCGCCCGAGUCAGCCGGUCCGACCAAGCUCGAGGGCGAACAGCCCACCGUCAGGCCAGCUGGCGACGCCGAUGCUACCAUGGCUGAUGCUGCUGUCGAGGAGCCCACCGAAGCCACUGCGGAUGCCAACGCACCUGUCAUCCAGCCCGAUGCAGCCGCUGUCGAACAGCAGCGCAUCCGUGCUGAGGAGAUCGCCAAAAAGUACCUCGCUUCGCAGACGCAAGAAGUCAUCAUCCCAUCCUACUCGACGUGGUUCGACAUGUCGACCAUCAACGCCAUCGAGAAGCGAUCGUUGCCCGAAUUCUUCAACCACAAGAACCGCAGCAAGACGCCGAGCAUCUACAAGGACUACCGUGACUUCAUGAUCAACACGUACCGCCUCAACCCGAGCGAGUACCUCACCUUCACCGCUUGCCGAAGGAACUUGGCCGGAGAUGUGUGCGCUAUCAUGAGGGUGCAUGCGUUCCUCGAGCAGUGGGGCCUCAUCAACUACCAGAUCGACCCCGAGACUCGACCGGCUACGCUGGGUCCCCCCUUUACGGGCCACUUCCGUGUGCUCGUCGACACGCCUCGUGGUCUGCAGCCGCUUCACCCCGGCGCUCGCGUCAACUUGACCACCUCGGCUACGGCUGACAACCCCGCUGCCGCCGCCACCGCCGGCGGUGCAGCUGGCGCCGACAAGCCCGACAUGAACCUCGAGCUGCGCAAGACCAUCUUCCAGUCGACCAUGAAGGGCUCCAAGCCCAUCGACCUCGCUGAGGCCAACUCGCUCGCCGCUCAAGCCGACGCCGCCGUGGCCGGUGGUGCCGGCGGUGCGCCCCGCUACACGUGCGACACGUGCGGCACCGACUGCACCCGUGUGCGCUACCACAGCAUCAAGGCCAAGAACUACUCCCUCUGCCCCUCGUGCUACCUCGAGGGUCGCUUCCCCAGCUCCAUGUACUCUGGCGACUUUGUCCGCAUGGAGGACUCCAUCCUCAAACAGACCGGUGGCGUCACUGGCGGCGCCUCUGGCGCACAGGACGACUGGACGGACGCCGAAACUCUCCGUCUGCUUGAAGGCCUCGAGAUGUUCGACGACGACUGGUCGGCCGUUUCUAACCACGUCGGCACGCGAAGCCGCGAGCAGUGCAUCACCAAGUUCAUCCAGCUUCCCAUCGAAGACAACUUCCUCGACGGAGCGUCGCAGGCGGAUUUGGGACCGUUGCAGUACGCCCGGCGCGAUCAGGUGGACAAGCUCGGCAAGCCUAUCGUCCCCUUCGCUCAGGCGGACAACCCGGUGAUGAGCGUGGUGGCGUUCCUGGCUAGCGCGGUCAACCCGGCGGUCGCAGCGGCGGCGGCGCAGAGCGCGCUUGGUGAGUUGACGGACAACCUGCGCAAGCGACAGGAGAAGAGUGGCGAUGCUGCUGCUGCCGGCACCGAGAACGGCGAUGCGACGCACACCAACGGGGACGCUAUGGAUGUCGAUGGCGAUGCUGCCAAGACGACCGAUUCGGCUGUGGCCAAGAAGGGUGCGGUUCCACGCAACGCCGUCGAGCGGGCGGCAGCCAUCGCGCUCGGCGCGGCCGCCGCCAAAGCGCACGUCCUCGCCUCGUUCGAAGAGCGCGAGUGUCAGCGUCUCGUCGGCCAAGUCAUCGAGGCGCAACUGCGCAAGCUCGAACUCAAAAUGUCGCAGUUUGAAGAGCUCGAGUCGCUGCUCGAGGCGGAACGCCGGUCGGUGGAAGCAGGACGCAGACAGCUGUACGCCGACCGGUUGGCGGUGCAGAAGCAGCUGGCGCUGGUCAAUGAGUUGUUGGCCAAGGCGGCAAGGGCACCGGAGAAGGUGAGUGGACAGGAGGUGGUGCAGGCUAGUAGUGCGGCGAACGGGUUAAGCCAGCAAGGUCCCGUGGUGAGGGAGGCCAACGUUGGCGCCGGGAUGCAGCCGACCGGGGGCAACUUUGCCCAGAUCGGUUGA